This is a messenger RNA of Condylura cristata (star-nosed mole), 1132 nucleotides long. It is a transcript of the gene CDCA3, whose product is annotated as cell division cycle associated 3. The coding region runs from base 116 to 994 and encodes 292 amino acids. The transcript is spliced from 6 exons. The record is from RefSeq and is a predicted model, not a curated record. NCBI's taxonomy places the organism in Eukaryota, Metazoa, Chordata, Mammalia, Eulipotyphla, Talpidae.
AAAGCAGAAACUGACGGUUGUUUAAACCAAUCAGUCCCAGAAACUUUCCCGAGGACUCGUCCAAUCGGAAAGUCGAAGCGCAGCUGUACUGCUGGCAUUUGAAAAGGUUUACCCAAUGAGGCCGAGCUGGAGAGGGCACCCCCUCCUCGCCGGGGCCGGGCUCUGCCUCGCCCUGUGCCUCCUCAUUGAGAUGGGCUCAGCCAAGAGCGUCCCAAUCACUCCGGUGGGGCCUCCGCUGCACAACAAGCAUCUGGCCCGCGUAGCCGACCCGCGUUCGCCGAGCGCCGGCAUCCUGCGCACUCCCAUCCAGGUGGAGAGCUCUCCACAGCCAAGCCUCCAUGCUGGGGAGCAACUGGAGAGUCCUAAUCAGGCCCUGGACUCUGAUCCGCGCUCUCCUACUCUUGGCAUUGCGCGGACACCGAUGAAGACCAGCAGCGGCGAUCCCCCAAACCCACUGAUGAAACAGCUGAGCGAAGUGUUUGAGAGUGGAGCCGCCAGGCUGAAUCCCACCACAGAACCUGCUGCGCCCGUGGAGGCACCUACAUCUUCUGGACUGGACUUGCCUCUGGGCAACCAGUUUUCCCUUGAGAACCAGACGUCACUUUGGAGCGAGACUGAGCUCUCCAAGCAGGGCUUGGAGGGCAAGGAGGAAACAGGACUGUCCUCAGAUACCUCAUUGGCCAACCAGGGCUCAGACAAGUCCUUCAGAGACUCUGAAUCACCCAGAUCUUCAGGUUCUAAGUACGGUAGACGGAAACCAAAAGGCAAGGUACUGGGGAGGUCUCCCCUCACCGUCCUGCAGGAUGACAACUCCCCUGGAACCCUGACAUCAUGGCAGGGUAAGCGGCCUUUCCCCCUGAGUGAAAAUGUUAGGGACCUGAAGGAAGCGUCCAUUCUGGGAGCCGGCGGACUUCCGAAAGCUGGAGGGCGCGCAUGGGAGCAAAGUCAGGAACAUGACAAGGAAAAUCAGCACUUCCCCUUGGUGGAGAACUAGCCCUGUGAUAGCCGAUGCCCUCUCAGCCCUUCUUUCCCUGGGAGACUGGAAAAGCUCGAUCUCUUCAACUCCCCCUAAGCUACCAACUGUGAGAGUUUUAUUGAGCUUUUUUUGUGUCUGGCGUGUUUCUUGUGUGUA